Molecule: messenger RNA, 7259 nt
Organism: Brassica rapa (field mustard)
Lineage: Eukaryota; Viridiplantae; Streptophyta; Magnoliopsida; Brassicales; Brassicaceae
Source: RefSeq, a predicted model, not a curated record
UUCAAUCACCGGUUGCAAGUCUGUUGAGGAUUGCAAGCCAAGCAAUGAAUGAAUAUUUUGGAGUAUUGAAAGCAAACCAGAUCCCAGGACUCCAAUUCACUUUCGGUCGAGGCACUCGUGUCAGUUUCCAUGUUUCCUUGGAGCUGAAAGUUAAUUUAUAUUUGUCCCCUCUCCUCCACAGUUUAAUAUCAUCCCGAUCUACCAGUCCUCUCUCCUUCAUACGCUGAAUGUGAUCCUCGAUCUCAUUAAAAAUUUCUACCCGAUGUCGUCUUCGUCGGUGCGUUUUGAUGACUGUAUCAACUGUUGCAUCCAACCUUAUACCCAUAUCAAUAAAGCCUCCCCCGCCUGUCAAAUCGAUCAGUCUUCCUGCUGGUGUCCAUACAUCAAACCAGAAAGAGGUUGUUUCACCAUUUUGUACCUCUGUUUUCGAGAAAUCCUUUGCUAUGUUCCUGUAUUUUAACAGUUUCUUCCAUAUCCAAGACCCCAAAGUGGAACUCUCCUUUACUGUCCAGAUAGACCCCUUCCUUAUCAAGUAUCGACUAACCCAUUGGGCCCAAAGAGACGAUGGAGAUGAUGUUAGCUUCCAAAAGAGUUUUAAGCUAGCCACCUUGUUUGCUUCAGCGAUAGAUUUCAGUCCCAAACCACCCUCCUCUUUCGGCAGACUGCAAUCCUUCCAUGCGACCUUUGCCUUCUUUGCGUUAAGCUCUGGACCAGACCACAGAAACGCAGCACAAAGACUGUCUAUUUCCUGAACACAUUUCUUUGGCAAUCGAAAAGCAGAAAUCCAGAAGUUUGUUAAACUAUGGAUUACAGAGCUUAUCAGUUGGACUCUUCCUGCAAAUGAUAAAAAUCUGUUGUUCCAGGAGGCAAUUCGUGAUCUCACUUUCUCAAUAAGUGGGGUAUAAUCUGCCACUGUCAUUUGUUUUGUCAUUAGAGGCAGCCCAAGGUAACGUACCGGCAAGGUGCCCGCAGCAAAGGAAAAGUGUUCGUGAAUAGCUUCUCUUUCCGUCUCAUUAACCCCAGCAAGAUAAAGAGUAGAUUUUUCCAUACUAAUGUUCAAGCCCGAGAAUUCUGCAAAUCGCUGAAAUACCUCAAGCAUUCCUUCUACUGAUCUCUUCUUCCCAUCAGAGAACACAAGGACGUCAUCUGCGAAACACAGGUGUGUAAGUUUCAAGCCUUGGCAGUAGGGAUGGAAUCCAAAUUUCCUAGAGAUGGCCGCAUGAUCCAGCAUCCGAGACAGCACUUGCAUACAUAUUACAAACAAGUAUGGUGAUAAGGAGCAGCCCUGGCGUAGCCCUCUUCUGCUGUUGAAAUAUCCAGCUAAUUCACCAUUUACUUGAACCGAGAAAGAGGCCAAAGAGAUACACUUCUCAAUCCAAGUAAUGAAUUUUAUAGGAAAUCCCAAAGCCUUUAAAGUUCCCAACAGAAAAGGCCAUUGAACUGUAUCAAAUGCCUUGGAUAUAUCAAUCUUCAGAGCGCACCGAGCAGAGACUGAAUCCUUGUGAUAGUUCUUAACCAAUUCUGAUGCUAGAAGGACAUUCUCCAUCAACAAUCUAUCCUUCACAAAAGCUGAUUGAUUCGGGGAAAUGAAUUUCGGUAGAACUUUCUUCAGCCUGUUAGCCAGCAAUUUUGAAAUAAUCUUGUACAAAACAUUGCAGCAAGAUAUAGGUCUAUAAUCUUUGAAUAAAAUGGCCUCGUCCUUUUUAGGUACCAAUGCCAAAAUGGUGGAGUUAACACCCUUCGGCAAGAAACCAUAUUCAAAAAAAGAGGUUACUGCGACCACCACCUCUUUUCCCACUAUUGGCCAUGCUGCUUUGUAGAACUCACAUGUGUAUCCAUCAGGGCCUGGGGAUUUAUUACGUGCCAUCUUGAAUAUCACGUCUUUAAUCUCAUCUGCUGUGACAUCUUUCAUUAACAUGUUCUGGUCCAGCUCCUCACACUCAAAUUCCAGUAUUUCUUUCAAAUUUUCCACUGAGAUACCUUGAUAGUCCGGCACCUGAUACGCUAAAAAGCCAUUGAAAUAACUUACUGCUUCUGCCUUAAUAUCCUCCUGAGUGUCUGCCUUUGAACCAUCUUCCCGUUGUAUCUCUCGAAUUGUAUUCCUGACUUCCCUUGCUUUGGCUGCAUUAUGGAAAUGUAUGUUGUUUCCAUCUCCCACCUCUAACCAAUGAAGUUUAGCCUUUUGACUCAAAACCUUUUCCUCAAUGAUUGAUAGACGAGACCACCGUUCAUAUAACAUAGUUUCUUCAGCUGAGUUGGUCGGAGUUGGCGUAAUCAGAGUCUUUUCUUGGCUAGCGCAUAGCUUAGCAAAAGCCUCUUUUGUACGCCGUGUGAUAUCUCACACAUGUGCUUUACUUAGGCUUCUUAAAACAGGCUUAAGCUCUUUUAGUUUUUUUGAUAACCGAAAGAUGGCAGAGGUGGAGCUGUAAAUCUGAGGAGUAUCAGCCCAAAACCGUUCCACCGUAGGUAGGAAGUCUGGAGAUUCCACCACUGAAUUGACAAACUUAAAAGGGUGUUUUGGCUUCAUAGCUUCAGUAUCAAUCUGUAUUCGACAUCUCAAGUGAUCCGAGCAUCCUCCAGCCUCGAAAACACAAUGAGAUUGUGGAAAAUAUUGCAUCCAUGCAGUGUUCAUCAAGGUUCUAUCAAGCUUCUUACAGAUGAGUUCAGAGUCUCUCUUAUUUGUCCACGUAAAUUUGGGACCAUGAAAACUCAUAUCAAGCAUAGAGCAGUAUUGAAUUACUUCUUGAAACUCUCGCAUUCCUGGAGUUACCAGUGGUGAGCCGGUAUGUCCUGAAUGUUCCUCUAUCUCCAAAGUUUCAUUAAAAUCUCCCAUCACAAUCCAGGGUUUAUUUCUUAUCAUGGGAGAGUCUUGGAGCAGUAUACUAUAUUUAUUUAUUAUUAAAUAGUUAACUUUCUUUUAAAGAUUACUUUUUUCUUUUGUCAAUGUUGAUAUAACCGCAUACAUUAUAUAUUAUCGUUCCAAUGUUGCCAAAUAUAUAAAUACGUUAAUGAUAAGUUUAUUGUAAUGUCCUGAUUAAUGCUUAUACGAAUCGUCGACUAAAAUUUUCAUAUAUCCAUCGUGGGAGAGUUAUAUUUAAUGGUGUGGUAGGUGCUUAAUAUUUCUACGGGAUAGUGAAUUUGUAUAAGUAGCUAUAAUAUACAAAUAAGUUAGUCGAUUAAUAGCAUAUUGAUAGAGCUAAUGGAUGUAUAUUUUUCAAGCUAUAAAACGGUAACAUGUAAAUCCAUUGGUAUUGUAUCACAAUUGCCCAAGUUUUCUUCAUAAUCUUCAACAAAGCAAUACAUUUUAGAAAGUUAAUAAGAAUACUAUAGUCGGGGGUGAAAGGUCAAGUAACCCCUUAUGCCGUCCGUACGGUUAUCUCUAUGAAACUAAAAAUUUCACAUGUUGACCUUUAAUUUUUUUAAGGUCAAAUAAACUUAGUAUAUUCUUCUCAAAUUUCCUUUUAUACACCUAGAGAGGCAUUAAUAUUGGAAGAGAGAACAUGAAUUAAAAAUCCUAAUGCAGUCAAAAGCCCUCUCGAAUAUUAUUGACAUAUUCAGUUUAACUUGUAUCUAUUUUAAAUUCGUAAACUGUUAUUCGUUGUAAUGAUUUUUGCCAAUUCAACGGUAACCAUGUUAGUAAUUUAAAACAAAACUGGAAUUGCAAUUUCUGACAAGUUUUUUUACAUAUCAAGUUUACGUCAUAAUAGCAACUCAAAUUUCGAGGCCGUGGAAUGGGGAUGGAUAUAAUACGCAACAGAGGCGGGACAUUACAAGAAUGUGGGAUGGACGAACUCCAAAUCUGUUGGAAUGUCGAGAAGUUGGAUCCUCCGCAUUCAUAUGGACCUUAUAAUCAUGUUGGUCUCUAGGAUACUCUCAAGUGGAGUUUGAUCGAUGACAAUCAAAUCAUUAAUUGGGUUCUCAAUGAUCAACUUGAGGCAACAUCCCUACAUAUAUGUCCGAUUGAGAACUGGUCACGGAUGUUUACGUCUAUUAUAAUUAGAUUUCUAUACAUCACACAACCAAUGUUCCGAUACUUUAGCUAGGAAUUCUCUACAAACACCAGUACUGUGUGGUUCUUAUUUCACUGUUGUCUUAGUAUUCUUAAGGAGCCUGUAAUUAUCGAAAACUAAUCCUUAAUGAAAUCAAAGUUUAGUUGGCAGCAUACAAUAUAGAAACUCAAAACGUAUAUUAGGAAUAAGUAUUGUGGAAAAUCACUAGUUAGAGCAUGUACAACGGUAGAUUAUAGAGAGUCCUUAGCUAUAAUCCUUAGCGCUUUUUGAUUAAAAAAUCAUUAAAAAAGAAGGACAAACUUAAGGAUGAUCCUUCAUUAAGGAUUAGAAAGAGGGAAUCCUUAAUGCGCUGGCGCUAUCUCAUUGGUUCGGUUUAGGGGUGUCUCUCGUUAGGAAAAAAAAAAACACGCGACCCAACCUCAUUCUAUCUCGUAGCCGAAAAAAAGAGAAGAGAGAGAGAGAGAGGCGAUAGAGAGGCGACAGAGAGGCGAUUCGCGAGCGUGAGUUUUGAAGGUAAAAUCCGAGCUUUCUCUUUUGUUUUUUGCCUUAUCGAGUUGAUGCAUGUUGAUUGCAUAAUGUAUAAGGGUUCGAUUGUGGUGUUUUUUAGAAAUUAGGGUUUCAAAUCGGAUUGGGGAUUUAAAUCGAUUUAGGGGUUUCGUCUGCGUUUGUUUUUUUUAGAAUUUUUGUCACUGUUGUUUGUUGUUAUAUUCUCGAUUAGGGGUUUGGGAUUGAGUUCACAAUCGAUCUAGGGGUUUGGUUCUUGAUUUGAGAAUCGUCUGGUUUUAGAAACGGUUAUAUGUUUGCAAUGUUUACAAUGAAUUUAAUCAACAUUUUUUUUCCUUCUUGCAGGUUCUGAAAUGGAUGAAGAACAGCGAGAUAUGAAAGCCCGCAAAGCAUACUAUCAGAGGGUUGAUUUCGUUUUCAAUUCGCUGCAGGGGAUUCCCCAACUGUGCCCCUGUGGAUCAAUCACGAAGGAAAUUGUAGAUGAAGAGGAUACAUAUGACUACCUCCCUAGGAAAAGAUACUUCAUCUGCAAAGACUUCGAGAAUGACGGUCUGCAUUACAGGCAACCAUGGGUUGUAGGUGUGCAAGAAGAGGUUGAGAGGCUCAAACUGAAAGUUCUCCGCCAUGAGAACCUUCUUACAGAGUGUGAGGAACUUAAGGUGAGUUCAUAUUUUUUUCAAUAUCAUAAAUUUGGUGUUUGUACUAUCUUUCUAACCCACGUGUUUUGGUUUGGCUUAUGUCUGUUCAGUCACAGGUUAAAAUGUUGGUAAAGCGGGUUGUUUGUACUACAUUUCUAAACCAUUGUUUGGUUUACCUGUUCUCUGUACAGGCACAGGUUGCAAUGCUGGUAAAGCGGGUGACAGAACUUGAGUUACUGCACUGAGGUUAGUCUAACUGAACUUUAUUAGUUACUAUAUAACUCGCUAGUUACUAGUUUUAGUUGUUUGAAUAGAAACGGAUAGGACAGGCACCUGUUUAGUUUGAAAUCUGUACACUUUGCGUUAAUGAACUUGUAGAGUGUGUAGUUAUAAAUGCUUAGCUUAACGACCAUUAAAUUUUCUAUAGCUGUUGUGAUAGGACAGUUUUCUACUUGUAUUGAAUGUAGAAUCCCUUAUUUAAUCUUACUAGUUUCUAGUAGAGAAUCACACAGUUUUAUUCAUACUCUUUACAAACUCCUAAAUGGAAAGCUCCUCUAGUUUUGUUAACCUGUUAACGAGUCAAGGGUCAGUUGACCUUGACUCAUUAGAAACUCCGGCGUUUAGUACCCAAUCUCCGCAAGAGGCAAGUGUGAAAGAAAGGAGAAAGUGGACUGUCAAGGACGAUUUAGUCCUCAUUGGGGCUUGGCUCAACACCAGCAAAGAUUCAAUUGUCAGUAACGAACAGAAAGGGGCUGCCUUCUGGAAGAGGAUUGUAGAGUAUUACAACUCCAGUCCUCUCCUCGUUGGGAUGGUGCCUAGAGAACUAGGGCAAUGCAAGCAAAGAUGGGCCAGGAUCAAUGAUCUGGUCUGUAAGUUUGCUGGCUGCUACGACACGGCCUUGAGGGAACAGAGAAGCGGGCAAAACGACAAUGACGUGAUGAAGGCUGCGUUGGAUAUCUUCAACAGUGACCACAACAUGAAGUUCAACUUAGAACAUGCGUGGAGGGAGCUUAGGCACGAUGUGAAAUGGUGUUCUACGUAUAUGGAGAAGGACAAGGAUAAGCGCAAGGCAACUCCAGUGCCAGAGCCAGAAGAAAGACCGGUGGGGGUUAAGGCUGCUAAGGCUGCGGGUAAGAGGCACAAAACUGGAAAAGAUGAAGAGUUAAGCAAGCUAGAAGGACUUAUGGAGCUGAAAAAGCAAAUCUCAAAGCAAAGUUUGCUAGAGAGUUUGCUAACCAAACCAGAGUAUAUGCGAAGACCCACUCCAGAGGAUCUUCAACGACUGCUCGAUAUUGGAGAGAUUCGCGGCUUUCCGGGAAUGAUAGGAAGCAUCGAUUGUAUGCAUUGGGAGUGGAAAAAUUGCCCAACCGCUUGGAAAGGACAGUACACCCGUGGAUCAGGAAAGCCAACAAUUGUCUUGGAAGCUGUAGCUUCCCAAGAUCUUUGGAUUUGGCACGCUUUUUUUGGUCCUCCAGGUACCUUAAACGAUAUUAACGUCCUCGAUCGAUCUCCUGUUUUUGAUGACAUUUUACAAGGUCGAGCUCCAAGGGUACAAUACCUGGUAAACGGGCACCAAUAUGGUUUGCCUUACUACCUCACAGACGGCAUAUAUCCAAGAUGGUCAACAUUUAUCCAAUCUAUCUCAAACCCUCAAAGUCCUGAAGCACAGUUAUUUGCUAAAGUUCAGGAGUCCACCCGAAAAGAUGUGGAGCGUGCUUUCGGAGUAUUGCAAGCUCGAUUUGCAAUAGUUAAAAACCCGGCUAUUUUGUGGGACAAGACCCAAAUAGGGAUGGUUAUGCGAACAUGUAUCAUACUGCACAAUAUGAUAGUGGAAAAUGAACGCAAUGGAUACAGCGGGUGUGAUAUAUCAGAGUUUGAAGAAGGAGACUCGAGUAGAAGUUCAGAGGUGGAUAUGUCAUAUACUCGCAGGCCUUCAAAUCUCCGAACUAUGCUUGAAAUACGUACUCAAGUUCGUGACCCACAUACGCAUGAACAAUUGAAAUUUGAUUUGAUCCAAAAUAUUUGGAACAAGUUUGGUAAUGAUGAAAAUGUUUAAUUGUUGUAUGUUUCUAUUUUCUCAUUCAAUAAAUAAAAAUUUUAAAUUUUU